AUGAGCUCUUCCUCCAAUUCACAACGUUCCAAUAAUCAUCUGCUGCUGAUAACCACAGCCUCGACGGUUCUGUCACUGGGCAUUUCGGUUCUAUUAUGGCGCAGUGUCUCCAAACUCCACCAAAAGAUCGAUGAGUUGGAAACGACCAAUAACAAACACACGGGAAUGGGAGGAUCCUCCCAUCGUCGUCACACGAGCGGUCGACGACGCAGUCUUUCCGAACGACAACAGGACAAUGAGGAUCACACAGUCAGUCGAUCGCUGCCACAUCUUCCAGCAGGCGAAUACCCCCAACCAGAACUCGUCUUGACGGCCGAUGCGGAAGAAUUGCCCAUUCGAUUCCAAAAGGCCGGCAAGGACGACCCGGCAGAAGGUCGACAACGAUUUGUCGCUACACUGGAAUGGCGCGAACGACACGACAUGAACACGGCCCUCUAUCGAGCGUGGCCCAAUUUUGAACUCAUCAAGGAUAAUUAUCCACACUAUUUUCACGGAAAGGGGCAGAAUGGGGAACCCGUCUUUUACGAACAACCGCCCAAGACGGAUUUGAAGGCACUCCGUGCAGGAGGGGUCCAAUUGAAGGAACUAUUGCAACAUUAUGCCAUGAUUUGCGAGUUCCAAUGGCAGUACGUGACACGAGAUGAUGAACAGAAAUCAAUUUACAUUGUCGAUUUAGAGGGCAUGGGAAUGUACGAUUUCGUCGGGGAGUGCAAGGACUUUGUCCGAGAGGCAUCGCAGUUUGCUUCGGCACAUUAUCCAGAACGAGCGGGAGUUGUACUCGUGGUCAAUGUCCCAUACUGGUUCAAAAUGGUAUGGAAUGUCGUCAAAAAUUGGAUUGAUGAAGUGACGUUACAAAAAAUAUUCAUUCUCAGAGGAAAGGAUGAAAUAUUCCAAACACUCUCCGACAAGAUUCCCAUUGAAAACAUUCCCAAACAAUACGGUGGAGAGAGUCCCUACGAGCUAGGCAACUCGCUCGAAGAACAAUUGUUGCGGAAUUUGAUGGAACACAACAAUGACAAAGAAGACAAUGGCGGAAUCUGUCCCAAUGCCGGGGGCAGUGAACCAUGUCAGUUCUGUACCUUUCGAUAUGCUAGGAACUAUUAG
Molecule: messenger RNA, 1104 nt
Organism: Seminavis robusta
Lineage: Eukaryota; Bacillariophyta; Bacillariophyceae; Naviculales; Naviculaceae
Source: the annotation of a GenBank genome assembly